Striga asiatica is the source of this 660-nucleotide messenger RNA. NCBI's taxonomy places the organism in Eukaryota, Viridiplantae, Streptophyta, Magnoliopsida, Lamiales, Orobanchaceae. The record is from the annotation of a GenBank genome assembly.
AUGGGGACAGCUUGUGGCGAGUGGUCGUUCGUCAUUAAAGAACAACAAUUUGAGAUGAGACGGGAGUUAACAUUUCGUAUUUCAAAUGUGAGAUCCCAUUACGAUAGUGGGUUAUCACACAUACACACUUCAAUUAUUCUCUUUCUUUGCUUCUCGCUUCUCGCAGUCACAUACACACCUCGCGUCCAAUUUUGCGGUGCGGUCCAGCCAUGGAUGCGGCCAAAUCGCCGCCGUCGUCGCUUAGGUCGAAGAAGUGAGAAGCGAUUACCCACCCUAUCAGAUUUGAAGGCACGGAGAGCUCCCAAGACCGACCCGAAUCCAUUAGGGGUGAAAACGUCCGGGAAGCCGACGGAUUCCCCGAGCCGAUUCCGCAAUCUUUGCACGGUGAUGCCGAUCAAAGAAAUCAGAACAAAUGAAACUCUUCUCGCUUCGACUGCUUCCGGAGGCCUGGCCUUAUGCUUGAAAUCGAAAAUAAAAAAAAUUGAUAACAAACUUAAGAUAAUUGUUUUAAAUAAAUUUCAAAGAGGAAUCCUCAUCUCCAAUUCCCCAGCCCUAUAUUCAUCUCCAAUUCUCCAUCAGACUCCGCUUGGCGAGUCUGACACUGAAGUGGUUCGUGGCGUGCGGUGUCUUGUAGCAAUCGAUGGAAAGGCGGGGAGAUAA